Molecule: messenger RNA, 2789 nt
Organism: Macaca mulatta (Rhesus monkey)
Lineage: Eukaryota; Metazoa; Chordata; Mammalia; Primates; Cercopithecidae
Source: RefSeq, a predicted model, not a curated record
UCCCCCCCUGGGCCCCCGGCCCGCGGCUCUUGGUAGAGCCCAGUGCUUCAUUUCCCGUGCGCGGCCUGGCCGGCCCUCCCUUUCCUCAGGCAUCCCGUGUCCGCCGAUUCCUCCUCCCUGGUCGCCGCGUCCUUGGCUGGCGUGAGGCCAAAGCAAAGUAAGUACCCACCUGUCCUCAUGCCCCAUUCCCCUUCAUUUGACCAGGGAACCCCCAGCCAUCACUGUACCCAAGGGAACCCCAACACCACCUGUGCAUGACCCAGCCUGCCCAGAGGGGCUGCGGUUUCCCAUCUGUAAAGUGGAGGAAUUGGGUUUUCUGGAUGGGGCAGCAGCAGGUGGGCACCCUGUGUGGCCCUAAGCAGGGUCCUGGCCUGGGCUGGCAGGUCAGCACCCGACACGCUGCUCCCUGUGGGGAAGUGGUGGCAGUGCCAGGUCUCGGUAGGAGCCUGAGAAGUGGCUUCCCCUCGCUGAGUGGCAGCUUCUGCCCGGAGCCCCCAAGAACAUAGUCUGAGGCCACCUUGGCCAGUAAAGUCUGGUAGGGCAUUGGCACUGGGGGCCAGCUCAGUGGCACUGCUGAUGGGACCUGCACUGCUCCGUGGGAUCAGAGAGACUGGCAGGGGUCUACCGCACGAUGUCACAAUGCCCUGUCUCCUGGGCUCUUGCUCCCACCUCCAACCCCCAACCCCCAACCCCUGCCUCUGCCCAUCAGCCUGGUCUUGAUGAGGAGCGGGAAGGCCUCCUGCACCCUGGAGACCGUGUGGGAAGACAAGCACAAGUAUGAGGAGGCCGAGCGGCGCUUCUACGAGCACGAGGCCAUGCAGGCGGCCGCCUCCGCCCAGCAGCUGCCAGCCGAGGGGCCAGCUAUGAAUGGGCCCGGCCAGGACGACCCUGAGGACACUGAUGAGGCAGAGGCCCCUGACGGCAGCAGCAGGAGUGAUCCCAGGAAGAGCCAGGACGGCAGGAAGCCCCUGCAGAAAAAGAGAAAGCGCUCCCCCAAGAGUGGGCUCGGCCCGGCGGCCCCGGCCCUCCUGGGGCUCUCGGCUGAACCCGUGUGGCUGGACAAGAGUGGUCUCGGCCCGGCGGCCCCGGCCCUCCUGGGGCUCUCGGCCGAACGCGUGUGGCUGGACAAGUCACUUUUCGACCAGGCAGAGAGUUCCUACCGCCAGAAGCUGGCAGACGUGGCUGCCCAGGCAGCCCAGCCUCCUGCCUUGGCCCCUUGGGGUCCCUGCACCCAUGGAAGCCAGGUGGCCUGCCACCACGUGACCUGGGGGACCUGGGUCAACAAGUCCUCCUUCGACCAGGCUGAGCGGGCCUUUGUGGAGUGGUCUCAGUCCCUGUUGCUGGCUCCCGAGGGUGGCCACAGGCAGGGGACUCCUGACACGGGCCAGCAGGCGGCCGUCCCCAACCCGGCCCACCAGCCCAGCCCACCGGUCAAUGGCCAGCCCCCACUGGGCAGCCUGCAGGCACUGGUCCGGGAGGUGUGGCUGGAGAAGCCCCGGUAUGAUGCAGCCGAGAGGGGCUUCUACGAGGCCCUGUUUGACGGCCAUCCCCCGGGGAAGGUGCGCCUGCAAGAGCGAGCUGGCCUGGCCGAGGGUGCCCGGAGGGGCCGCAGAGACCGGCGGGGCCGCCACGUCUUAGGGAACAAGCGGGCUGGGCCGCGGUGGGCCGACGGGGAGGCCCCCUCUGCCUUGCCCUAUUGUUACUUCCUGCAGAAGGAUGCAGAGGCCCCCUGGCUCAGCAAGCCUGCCUACGACAGCGCUGAGUGCCGCCACCAUGUUGCCGAGGCCCUGCGCAUGGCCUGGUGCCUCGAAGCUGCCUCCCUGUCUCACCGACCCGGUCCUCGGUCUGGCCUGUCCGUGUCCAGCCUGAGACCCAACAGAAAAAUGGCUACAAACUUCCUAGUACAUGAGAAGAUCUGGUUUGACAAGUUCAAAUAUGACGAUGCAGAAAGGAGAUUCUACGAGCAGAUGAACGGGCCUGUGGCCGGUGCCUCCCGCCAGGAGAAUGGCGCCAGCGUGAUCCUUCGUGACAUUGCGAGAGCCAGAGAGAACAUCCAGAAAUCCCUGGCCGGAACCUCAGGCCCCGGGGCCUCCAGCGGCCCCAGCGGAGACCACAGCGAGCUUGUCGUCCGGAUCGCCAGUCUGGAAGUGGAGAACCAGAGCCUGCGUGGCGUGGUACAGGAGCUGCAGCAGGCCAUCUCCAAGCUGGAGGCCCGGCUGAACGUGCUGGAGAAGAGCUCGCCUGGCCACCGGGCCACGGCCCCACAGACCCAGCACGUGUCUCCCAUGCGCCAAGUGGAGCCCCCGGCCAAGAAGCCAGCCACACCAGCAGAGGAUGACGAGGAUGAUGACAUUGACCUGUUUGGCAGCGACAAUGAGGAGGAGGACAAGGAGGCGGCACAGCUGCGGGAGGAGCGGCUGCGGCAGUACGCGGAGAAGAAGGCCAAGAAGCCUGCACUGGUGGCCAAGUCCUCCAUCCUGCUGGAUGUCAAGCCUUGGGACGAUGAGACGGACAUGGCCCAGCUGGAGGCCUGUGUGCGAUCUAUCCAGCUGGACGGGCUGGUCUGGGGGGCCUCCAAGCUGGUGCCCGUGGGCUACGGUAUCCGGAAGCUACAGAUUCAGUGUGUGGUAGAGGACGACAAGGUGGGGACAGACUUGCUGGAGGAGGAGAUCACCAAGUUUGAGGAGCACGUGCAGAGUGUCGAUAUCGCAGCUUUCAACAAGAUCUGAAGCCUGAGUGUGUGCGCGCGCGUGCCUGAGGCCCUGCCACGAUUAAAGACUGAGACCGGC